Gracilinanus agilis (Agile Gracile Mouse Opossum) is the source of this 915-nucleotide messenger RNA. Its product is annotated as major histocompatibility complex class I-related gene protein-like. Bases 1 to 915 code for a protein of 304 amino acids. Gene Ontology annotation, biological process: immune response. Gene Ontology annotation, cellular component: external side of plasma membrane. The record is from RefSeq and is a predicted model, not a curated record. The transcript has 5 exons. Lineage: Eukaryota; Metazoa; Chordata; Mammalia; Didelphimorphia; Didelphidae.
AUGGUCUCCUUUAUUGAUGAUGUUCACUUGUGCACCUAUCACAAACUGAACCAGACAGAUUGGAUGUCCAGUGUCCUAUGUGCCAACUUCAGUGAGAAGAUGCAAACUGUGUUGCUUAAUCAUGAAGAAAACUUCCAUAGACUGAUCCAUUAUUUAGAACAAAAUGACACCAAGAAUGAAAAAAGCCACACACUGCAACUCUAUGCAGACUGUGAACUGGAAGAUGACAUCCAGGUGGAUAGCCAUGUACAUUUAGCAUGGGAUGGUGAAGACUUGUUCCGGAGAGAUGAACAGCAAGGAUACUGGAUUUUCCUGAAGCCAAUGGGCUACGUUUUAAAACCUGCUGUGGAAAGUCCCUUCUGGGAAAGUGUGAGAAGAGACUAUGUGCAGAAAUAUUGUUUUGAUAUAAUGAGGAAAAUUCUCAGAUAUUCAAGGAUCCAUAAGAAUGUGCCUCCUCAAGUGACUGUGUCUCGUCAUGAUGACCUGGGUGGCACCAUUACCCUCUUCUGUACAGCCACAGGCUUCUAUCCCCAGUCCAUCCUGCUCGGCUGGAAGAAAGGUUAUGAGCAUGCUAUAUGGGGGAAAGAGAGCUCCAGUGGCAUCCUGCCCAAUGCCGAUGGCACCUUCUACCUCCAAGUAACACUAGAGCUCCUUCCAGGGGACCCAGGGAUUGGUUACACUUGCGUGGUGGAGCAUACAGAACUAAAAUCACCAGCUGUAUAUCCUGUCGCGGGAAAGUCUACAAAAAAGGCCUGGCCUAUGGCACUGGCCAUCAUGCUAAGUGUCAUCCUAGUGGUGAGCUGUUCUUUAGCCUUUGUCACAUGGAAGAAAAAGACAGGUCUCAUCCCACCAAGUUUCAGUAAUAACUAUGGUACCUUUGAUAUCUCUCCAGCUCUUGCCUGGGCACCUGCAUAA